Molecule: messenger RNA, 6734 nt
Organism: Heteronotia binoei (common prickly gecko)
Lineage: Eukaryota; Metazoa; Chordata; Lepidosauria; Squamata; Gekkonidae
Gene: DSTYK
Product: dual serine/threonine and tyrosine protein kinase
Exons: 13
Coding region: 157-2967 (936 amino acids)
Biological process (GO): protein phosphorylation
Molecular function (GO): ATP binding; protein kinase activity
Source: RefSeq, a predicted model, not a curated record
AAAGGUUCCGUUCCGUGCGCAGUGCGGUUCGGUGCUGCUGACAGGGGACUAGGAGACCGAGCUUGGGGCCCGCCCGGUGACAGCAGCAGCCUGGCAGUGUCCGAGUCCCCGACGUGGUGGGGAGAGGACUCGGGGACGGACGCCCCAGAGGACGACAUGUCGGGGGGAUGGGAAGUAUCUUCGGCCCGGGGCUCUGUCAGUGGAGGUGGCGGGUUAAGCCGCGAGCUGUGUCGCACGUUCGGCCACUACAACCGGCACUUGGGGCGGUUGCAGCACAAUCUGCGCGACACUAAGAAUUUCUUCCGCGACAUCAAGUAUUCCCAAGGGCUCGCCGUAUUCCCCAUCUCUGGCAUUGGGCCCGCCGAGGAGGAGCCGCCUCGACCACAGCCCGCCCCCUCAGCCGUUGAGAGUGCCCCUAGUGGUGGGGGUGCCUCCCUGCAAGCCGGGCAGCUGAACUCGAUUUCCUUUCCGCGACAUGAGGAGGAGUACCUUCAGCUGACAGUAAAUUGUCGCCCAUGCCUUUUAAUCUUUGGCCAGAACUGUAAUGCCAAAUGCCAGUUGCUGAACAUGCUUUUGGGAGAAAGACUGCUUCCCACCAACAAAGUUAGCAGUGAGGAGAACUGUAAAAGACGUCGAAUCCACUUCAGAUAUGGAAGACAAACACGGAUUAGUUUGGCUUUACCAGGACAGUAUGAACUAGUUCAUAAUUUGGUAGCUCACCAAGGUAGAUGGGAAACAAUACCUGAGGAGGACUUAGAAAUCCAUGGGGAUAAUGAGGAUCUGGCGCACCAGAUUGCGGAGCUUGAGGUGACACUGAAUCACACAUUACUGCAGGAGGUGGACAUUGUGGUAGCUCCAUGUUGGGGAUUCCAGUCAGCAGAGGUCACCUUGGGGGAGUACAUGAACCAUGUCCUUCCAGUCAUCACCUUUGCCACUAGCGAAGCAGAGCUCUCUGCCCUGGAUAUGAGUGAACUGCGGGAGAUUAAAGAGAAAUUCUCUCCACCUGUCUUUUUUAUUAAGGUGUCCAUUUUGGGGGCAGAACUAAUAACCCCUCGAGACACAGAAAAUGAAAAAUCAUUGCUUUAUCGGCAGUUGCUAGACCUAGACUACCUUAGCACCAACCACUGCAGCUGUGGAGUUUCUGGCUUUGAUGCUAAAGCUGAGAGCAUGCUGGUGGAACAAUCUGAUAAGAUUCGCCUGCUUAGCACUUUUGCUAGAAAGGUGUUGCAGAAGCACUUGGUUGAUGCAGCCACAAUCUUGAACAUAGUGCACUGCCGUUGUCUGGACAUAUUCAUCAACCAGGCCUUUGACAUGCAGCGAGACUUGCAAAUCACUCCAAAGCGGCUAGACUACACACGGAAGAAAGAAAAUGAAUUGUAUGAUUCUCUGAUGAACAUAGCCAACCGUAAGCAAGAGGAGAUGAAGGACAUGAUAAUUGAAACUCUCAAUAACAUGAAAGAAGAGCUACUGGAAGAUGCUGCUAAUAUGGAAUUCAAAGAUAUUAUUAUUCCUGAGAAUGGAGAGCCUAUUAGUUCCAGAGACAUAAAAUGUUGCAUUAAGCAAAUCCAGGAGUUGAUAAUUUCACGACUAAAUCAAGCAGUUGCAAACAAGUUAAUCAGUUCUGUGGACUACCUGCGUGAGAGCUUCGUAGGGACUCUGGAAAGAUGUCUGAAGAGUCUGGAGAAAUCUCAGCAAGAUGUUUCAGUGCAUAUUACAAGCAACUAUCUAAAACAGAUACUGAAUGCGGCCUACCAUGUUGAAGUCACUUUUCACUCUGGUUCAACAGUAACAAGAAUGUUGUGGGAACAGAUCAAGCAGAUAAUACAACGGAUUACAUGGGUGAGCCCACCAGCUAUCACGACAGAAUGGAAAAGGAAAAUAGCCCAGGAUGCUAUAGAAAGUCUUAGUGCAUCUAAGUUGGCUAAGAGCAUCUGCAGUCAGUUCCGUACAAGGCUAAACAGUUCUCAUGAAGCUUUUGCAGCCUCUUUGCGACAGUUAGAGGCUGGUCAUUCAGGCAGGCUGGAGAAAACAGAAGAUCUUUGGCUGAAAGUUCGAAAAGACCAUGCCCCUCGGCUUGCACGUCUGUCAUUGGAAAGCAGGUCGUUGCAGGAUGUUUUGUUAUAUGGUAAACCAAAGCUGGGCCGUGAGUUGGGCCGAGGGCAGUAUGGAGUAGUUUACUUGUGCAAUGCUUGGGGGGGCCACUUCCCCUGUGCACUCAAGUCUGUGGUCCCACCAGAUGAAAAGCACUGGAAUGAUCUUGCACUUGAGUUUCACUACAUGAGGUCUUUGCCAAAGCAUGAGCGGCUGGUAGAUCUUCAUGGAUCAGUGAUAGAUUAUGGGUAUGGGGCAGGUUCUAACAUUGCUGUUCUGCUGAUAAUGGAACAGUUGCACAGAGACCUCUAUACAGGACUGAAGGCUGGUUUGACAUUGGAGACGAGGCUGCAGAUUGCCUUGGAUGUUGUUGAAGGGAUUCGAUUUCUUCAUAGCCAGGGGUUGGUCCACAGAGAUAUCAAACUUAAGAAUGUGUUGCUUGACAAACACAAUCGAGCUAAGAUCACAGACCUAGGAUUUUGCAAGCCUGAAGCAAUGAUGUCUGGUAGUAUUGUUGGCACCCCUAUCCAUAUGGCUCCUGAGCUUUUCACAGGCAAAUAUGAUAAUUCGGUGGAUGUAUAUGCAUUUGGCAUCUUGUUCUGGUACAUCUGUUCAGGACAUGUGAAGUUACCAGAGGCAUUUGAGAGAUGUGCAAGCAAGGACCACUUGUGGAACAAUGUGCGAAGAGGAGUACGCCCAGAGCGUCUGUCUGUCUUUGAUGAAGAAUGUUGGCAGCUUAUGGAAGCCAGUUGGGAUGGAGACCCAUCCCGGCGCCCACUUCUGGGCAUAGUCCAACCCAUGUUGCAGGGCAUAAUGGACAGACUUUGCAAGUCAAACUCUGAGCAGUUGAGCAAAGGUUUAGAUGAUUCUACUUGAAACCAAGCUAUGGGGGAGCUGUUCUUUUGUGUGAGAACUCUGAUCCCUCACCUUGCCAACAGCAACUCAAGGUGUAGCUCUUCUGGAGAGCCCAAUCAGAAACUGUACUCUAGGGUGAGAGGAGAUUGAAAUUCCACCUCGUAUAGCAGCCAGGAACAUUCCACUCCAGUAUACACUACUAAUGCAAAUUUGCAGUACUUUCCUCAUUUUUUUACAGGUAAUGAAAAGGUGAGGAAUUCAAACCUGAAGGAGUAUUUUAAUUACUCCUUUUGUGCACCAGUAAAAGCAAUACACUGCGUUUCAGUAGACUGGCAGCUAGCACAGCUGAGACUUUUGAGAAUCCUCUUCUCCAUCUACACUCUGAUACAGAAGCUUCCCGGAAGGUCUUACAAGAUGAAUGUGGCUGAACAGAAGAAAUAAGGGUGGGUAACUGCUAACUACAGAACAUGGAAGGAAAGGCAUGGAUUCAGUAAUUUCCCAUAAUACUUGGUAUGUUUACAUGGAGGGAUCAGAGAAUCCAUAUUCUUCAGGGGAAGCCUCUGCUGCAAUGGAAAUACCCUUACAGUAUAAGCUAUCUGUUCUUUGUCUUGUCAGCCAAUCUCUCUUCUGGUAAAUGCAUAACAGUAGUUCUUGGAAAACAUGAGCAAAUAUGGUCUUUUUAUUUUUGUGCAAUCUGACAGUGAAAUUGGUAUACCACCAGAAAACUUCACACCUACAAAGACAGAAACACAAGUUCCUAGCAACUAACCAUGGUCUGUAUCUAACUAGCAAACUACCAGUAUCAUGUUUUAUCUACAGUGGUUUUCUUGUUUUGAAUUAAGUGCAAAGGCAAUGACUGUUUUAAACUCUGCCCUAAUAUUGACAGACACUUUUAAAGAUAAGUUCAGCUGUAUAUUUUAUGUCAUGUCCUUGAAGAGGACCCAAGAGAGAACUUUUGUGAUUCCAUAGGCAUGCAUGGUUGCUGUGUCUGUCCAUCAUUUACUUCCUUGGCAUUUGCAAUUUGGCUGUGCUGAUCUAGGUGCUUGUUGCAGGAAGCAUUUGGCAAAGAAAGCCCAGAGAUUUCUGAAAUAGGCUCCAUCUUAUGUAUUUUACACAUCCUUGACUUGGUUCUUAUGUGUGUGUUUGUCUGUGUGCAAGAAACUAGUUUCUUGUUCCAGUAAUAUUUUAAGUGGCGUGUAGGUUGAAAUGGCGAAUGCACCCAAGAUGGUUGAGGAAAGGGACCAAUUGCCAGUGUUUCACCAGGUGCUUGGAAUAUGGAUGCAAUUGCAUUUUCCCUCCUGCCCACAGUGGGAUGUGCACUGGUUCCAGCUUUAUAGGAUAAUCUAGGUUGUGCUAAGCAAAGCUGAUCAGACUUGUGACAUACAACAUUUUGCUUCUGAAGUUUGCUUAAUAGUACAAAGCAAAUAUGCAGUUUUGGCCUGUUUACAUCCAUGGAAACCACUAGACAAAAAUAACCCUGCAAUGUUACUUAGCAGCCUAGAUGAACCCUUCUUUGUGUGCGUUAAAACCAUGCUUUUAAAACUAUUGCUUUCUAUUUAAUGGGCAUUCAUUGUUAUGUGGUGGUCUAAACCAUAUAGGCACUUCCAUCCACAAAUUGUAGCAUCUAGCAACUUGAACAGCUGCCAGCCAUGCUCACAAAAAAGCACAUCUAUUCUCAAAUAGGAAGUCCUAGGAAUGGCACUGUCAUGUAUCUGGAGCACUGUUCCCAUCACUUAACAGUAUUACUCAUUUUCAUAUUCAUUUUCUGUUAUGGUGGCUAGUAACCUUGUUUAGAAUUAGGAGAGCCUAGGUCAGUAUUUUUGAAAGUAAAAAAAUAGUUUAUGUGAAAUAAAAUGAAAUAAACUGCAUUUGAAAAUGUCUUGUAUAGCUUUUCCCAAGUAGCAACUUCCUUAUUCUUUACUCUGUGCCUUUUAAAUACUGAUUCAAAGUCUUGGUUUCACUGGGGCUGUUUGUUUGCAUGUACAAAAUUGGCCUCUUGCACCUUCCCUACACAAUGCAUAGCCACACUUUAAGACAUACAUUUAAUUUUGGAGUAUAUUUCACAGCCCCUGACUUGCCCCAAAGUAAGACACAUAGUUUUGUUAAAACAUGGAGCCUUAUUCCUAUUGGCAGUGCUAUAGAUCUGUUUAUAUGUUAAAGUUUGGAAUGAAAUGGACACUAAAUGUUUUCAUAGCUGCAGCUAGCAAUAGGGGUAAACUAAGGUGUGGCUACUAGGGAUGAUAGGGGAAAUGGCUGUAUCAUAUAUUGUAAAGUGGGCCAGUGAUGAGCACAGAUUCACAGUCACUCCUGCUAUACUCCCAAGUGUCUUUACAAAAGCAGUAAUUGGAGGAGAUCUGCCAAAGGCAUAACAGUAGGUCUUUUUUAAAGCUGUUGUUGUGCCAGCGUAGCUUGAUAUAUUCUGCAUGCACUGCAAAUUACCUGUUCUCCCACUCCAAUCCAUCAAAUCACUUUUCAAUAAUCUAGUCUUUACCACAACCCUUUGUUCUAGGACUCAGAAGAAAAUUGUUUACUGAAUUGUACUUAUGCAAGGUUUACAUGUUGCCACAAACUUGAUGGCUAUAGUAGGUGCUCUGAAAGAUGGUUUCCCUAGUGAGCUGGAAUCCUGAUAAAUCAAACUAGUUUACAAAACAAGUAUACCUGCAAAGAUGAGAGUGGAGAGGGAUCAAAGCAUCCGUACUGGUGCUAGAACCUGAUGGCUCAAAGAUGGAACUGUUCAAAGCUGACCUAGUACCUGAAUUUAUUUCUGCUUUGGAAGGUGUAUCCAUUGAGGCUCAGAACAAACACUACAUAGGAGAUGCAUGAGCUAAAGCAUGGCUUGACUGCAAUUUCAGAGUGCUACCCUUGGCUUGCUGUUGCCUAUCAUGUCACUGUCUAGUAAACAAGAUGGUAGAAAGUUUAUUGGGCAACUGACAAUAUUUUUUUGUCCAUCUUAACUACUUAGGAGGGUUUACUGACUUACCAUGCAAGUUUUUCUAGCUUGUCUAAUUAAAAAGCAAGCUAUUCUUUAUUUAUCUUUUUAUAGCACUUUUGUUAUAUUUGUCCUUCUUGCUCCUCCCUCUUUGGCAGUGUUGGGGGAGGAGACACUUGAAUGUUGGCUCUUACAGGGUGAUAGACUUUAAAAGAAAGGGCAGCAACUUUGCAGCCUUAUUUAACAUGGCUCUUUGCCAUGCUCCUUUUUCCUUUUAAGAGAUGUACAUAAGCUCUGUCUGUACAUGUCUAGCUAGAGGACAUCCCUUUUUCUCAUUUUGAAAAUCUUUAAUAGUGUGAUUUUUUUCCUUCUAAGAUGAGGACGAGAGCACAUCUGCAUUUGACACUCCGGAGGGGGGUGCGUAAAGAGCACUGCGUUUCUUAAACUUUUAACCUUUCCUCCUUCUGGUCUGGUUCUGUUAAACUGAUGGUCAGCUGUUACAUUUUGGCUAUUGAGGAAGAAAGAAACAUGAUAAAACAGUUGUACAGUUCCAUUUUAAUGCCUAUAGAUUUUGUACUACUUUUUAAUUUUUUUUAAAAAAAUGUAUAUUAAAGGUAACAAACUUACCAACUGUAUAGGAAAAGUGCAAUAACAUGGAAAUUGAAAUGAUUAUGAACUACUUCUCUUGUAUUCUGUAAUACUGAUUUCCUUUAAACUGCUGCCCCUUCCCCACCAUUACAUGUAUUUUAAGAGACGUGACUGUGGGUCAAGACUUCAUUUAGUACAUAAUGAAAGUCUGUUUUAGUAGACAGAAUACACAAGUGCUGUGCUGUAUAAUAAAGAUUGCGUUAAUGUUUUA